CCCGGCGCCCCCCGAGCGAGGGUGGCCAGCCCGCGGCUCGCCGUGUGACAGAUGCUCAUCGCCAUGGAGUUGCCGCAGCAGCACCUUCGGGGGCUCGGGCGAGCGACGGGAGCCGGGAUCUGAGCGAGCGCCGGGGCCAGCGGAGCCGGAGUCGCCGGGACGUGGUUGCAGAUCUGAUCCCUUCUGAACAACCUCACCGUGUCUCCAUCCCUGGGACUCUGAACCCAGCAGCUGGACCACUUUCUCCUUGGAAUUUUGGGUGCCCUUUCUUCUCACCUUUCCCUUUUCCCUUUUCCCCGUCCCCCUCCUGAGAACUCGUGGAGACUGUAGGAUUGUCAUGGAGUCCAGGGAAGUCUUAAGCAGUUCCCGGCAAAGGGGGAGCGAGUCGGAAUUCCUGCCGGUCUCCUCAGCCAAGCCCUUGACUGCUCCUGGCUGUGCAGGGGAACCUUUGCUCUCUGCUCCGGAGACUGGGAAGGGGAUCCCAGUAGGCGGAGAACGCAUGGAGCCAGAGGAGGAGGAUGAACUGGGCUCAGGACGGGAUGUGGAUUCCAACUCCAAUGCAGACAGUGAGAAAUGGGUGGCAGGAGAUGGUCUGGAAGAACAGGAGUUUUCUAUCAAGGAGGCAAACUUCACAGAGGGGAGCCUGAAGCUGAAGAUUCAGACCACGAAGCGGGCUAAGAAACCCCCAAAGAAUCUGGAGAACUAUAUAUGCCCACCCGAGAUCAAGAUCACCAUCAAGCAGUCUGGGGACCAGAAGGUGUCCCGUGCUGGGAAAAAUAGCAAAGCCACAAAGGAGGAGGAAAGAAGCCACUCCAAAAAGAAGCUCCUCACAGCCAGUGACCUUGCAGCCAGCGACCUCAAAGGAUUUCAGCCACAGGUUUAUGAGCGGCCACAGAAACACUCAGCUCUCCAUUAUGACCCAGGCCUCCCACAGGACUUCACCGGUGACACCUUAAAACCAAAGCACCAGCAAAAAAGCAGCAGCCAGAACCACGUGGACUGGUCCACCAACUCUGACAAUGGACCUACCACUCAGAAUUGCUUCAUCAGUACAGAGUCUGGCAGAGAAACUGCAAGCACCAGCAAGAUCCCAGCUCUUGAGCCCCUGGCUUCCUUUGCAAAGGCCCAGGGUAAGAAAGGCAGUGCAGGGAGCACAUGGAGUCAGUUGUCCAACAGUAGCAAAGAUCUGCUCUUGGGAGGUGUGGUUCCAUCUCCAAGCAACCACAGCUCACCAGCUCCACCCAGCACCUCUGCUGAGUGCAGUGGGCUCCAGCCCUUGGUAGAUCAAGAUGGAGGAGGUGCAAAGGAGCCCCCAGAACCACCUACUACUAUAGGCAGCAAGAAAAAGUCCAGUAAAAAAGAUGUGAUAAGUCAAACCAUACCAAACUCAGACCUAGACUGGGUCAAGAAUGCUCAGAAAGCAUUUGACAAUACAGAAGGGAAAAGGGAAGGCUACUCUGCAGAUAAUGCCCAAGAGGCAUCACCAGUCAGGCAGAAUGUGAGUUCCGUCAGUAAUCCUGAAAAUGACUCAAGCCAUGUCCGGAUUACUAUCCCUAUCAAGGCACCCUGCCUAGAUCCAAGCAGCCAUAAGAGGAAAAAGAGACAGUCCAUCAAAGCAGUGGUGGAAAAGAUCAUGCCAGAGAAAGUCCUGGCUUCUGGAAUCACUAUGAGCAGCGAAGUAGUUAAUAGGAUACUUUCCAACCCCGAGGGUAAUAAGAAAGAUCCCCGUGUCCCUAAGUUGGGUAAAAUGAUGGAGAAUGAGUCCCCCUCAGCUGGCCUUGAAACUGGUGGAAAUGCUGAGAAAGUUGUCCCUGGAGGUGUAUCUAAGCAGCGGAAGCCACCCAUGGUCAUGACACCUCCAACAUGCACAGAUCACUCUCCAAGAAAGCUGCCAGAAAUCCAGCACCCCAAAUUUGCUGCAAAACGGAGGUGGACGUGCAGCAAACCAAAACCCACCAGUCUCCUUCGGGAGGCAGUCAUGGCCACCUCCGAUAAACUGAUGGUGGAACCGCCAUCUGCUUACCCCAUAACCCCAUCCAGCCCUCUGUACACCAACACAGACAGUCUUACUGUGAUCACGCCGGUAAAAAAGAAGCGGGGACGACCAAAGAAGCAGCCUUUGCUCACGGUUGAGACGAUUCACGAGGGGACUUCCACCAGUCCAGUCAGUCCCAUCAGCCGGGAAUUUCCCGGAACCAAGAAAAGAAAGAGACGACGUAGUUUAGCUAAGUUGGCCCAAUUAGUGCCAGGAGAGGACAAACCCAUGAGUGAGAUGAAAUUUCACAAAAAAGUUGGAAAGCUUGGGGUGUUGGAUAAGAAGACCAUCAAAACUAUCAAUAAGAUGAAAACACUCAAAAGGAAAAAUAUCUUGAACCAGAUCUUGUCCUGCUCCAGCAGCAUUGCGCUGAAGGCCAAAGCUCCCCCAGAGACCAGCCCUGGGGCAGCAGCAAUCGAGAGCAAAUUGGGCAAGCAGAUAAAUGUCAGUAAGAGGGGCACCAUCUACAUUGGCAAGAAGAGGGGCAGGAAGCCAAGGGCAGAGCUGCCACCUCCAUCCGAAGAACCCAAAACAGCCAUCAAGCACCCGAGGCCAGUUUCUAGCCAGCCGGAUGUUCCCGUCGUGCCUUCCAACUUUCAGUCACUUGUGGCGUCUUCACCAGCAGCUAUGCACCCACUUUCGACACAGUUAGGUGGGUCCAAUGGCAACCUGAGCCCCGCCAGCACUGAAACCAACUUUUCAGAGUUGAAAACUAUGCCAAAUCUCCAGCCCAUCAGUGCUCUUCCAACCAAAACCCAAAAGGGAAUCCAUAGUGGGACCUGGAAGCUGUCUCCACCCAGGCUGAUGGCCAACUCCCCUUCACACCUUUGCGAGAUCGGGUCACUCAAGGAGAUAACACUGUCCCCUGUGAGCGAGUCCCACAGUGAGGAGACGAUCCCGAGUGACAGUGGCAUUGGGACAGACAACAACAGCACGUCUGACCAAGCAGAGAAGAGUUCCGAAUCCCGACGGAGGUACUCUUUUGAUUUCUGCUCCCUGGACAACCCGGAGGCCAUCCCAUCUGACACCAGCACAAAGAACCGGCAUGGCCACCGGCAGAAGCAUCUCAUUGUGGACAACUUUCUGGCCCACGAAAGCCUCAAGAAGCCAAAGCACAAGAGGAAACGGAAAAGCCUGCAAAACCGUGAUGAUCUCCAGUUUCUGGCAGACCUGGAAGAGCUCAUCACCAAGUUCCAAGUGUUCAGGAUCUCUCACCGGAGUUAUACUUUUUACCAUGAGAAUCCAUAUCCCAGCAUUUUUCGGAUUAAUUUUGAUCACUAUUACCCGGUGCCAUAUAUCCAGUAUGACCCGUUGCUCUAUCUUCGUAGGACUUCAGACUUAAAGUCAAAGAAGAAGCGUGGUAGGCCUGCAAAAACCAAUGACACCAUGACAAAGGUGCCUUUUUUACAAGGGUUCAGCUACCCUAUUCCCAGUGGAAGUUACUAUGCACCCUAUGGAAUGCCUUACACAUCAAUGCCUAUGAUGAACCUUGGUUAUUACAGUCAGUACCCAGCUCCUCUGUACCUGUCGCACACGCUCGGAGCAGCGUCCCCAUUCAUGAGGCCAACAGUGCCACCACCUCAGUUUCACACAAGCUCCCAUGUGAAGAUGUCUGGUACGGCUAAGCAUAAAGCAAAGCAUGGAGUGCACCUGCAGGGGCCCGUGGGCAUGGGCCUCGGUGACAGGCAGCCAUCCCUGAAUCCUCCCAAGGUGGGCAGUGCCGGUCUGUCCAGUGGUCGGCUCCACAAGAGGAAACACAAACACAAGCAUAAGCACAAGGAAGACCGGCUCCUGGGGACCCACGACAACCUGAGUGGUCUCUUUGCAGGCAAAGCCACAGGCUUCUCCAGCCACAUCCUGAGCGAACGGCUGAGCAGCGCAGACAAAGAGCUCUCACUUGUGAGUGAGAAAAACAAGCAUAAGGAGAAGCAGAAGCACCAGCACAGUGAAGCCGGCCACAAAGCGUCCAAGAACAACUUUGAGGUGGACACCCUGUCUACGCUGUCACUUUCUGAUGCCCAGCAUUGGACGCAGGCCAAGGACAAAGGUGACUUGAGCAGCGAGCCUGUGGACUCGUGCACAAAACGGUACUCUGGCAAUGGCGGGGACGGCAGCAGUGCAAGACCAGAGAGCCUGGAUGUGUUCAGUGAGAUGAACCCUCCGAACGACAAGUGGGACAGUGAUGUGAGUGGGAAUAAAAGGAGGAGCUAUGAAGGCUUUGGGACGUACAGGGAAAAGGACAUCCAAGCCUUCAAGAUGAACCGCAAGGAGAGAAGUUCCUAUGACUCCUCCUUAUCUCCAGAUGCUAAUUUGGAGGUAAGGAACCUUCAGAGUUCAUCCACUGAGCACCUGCUGAUCCGGUGCCACCAUGUGCUGGGUACUACUGUGGUUGAAGCAGUGGCCAAGAGAGGGAUACCAAGUCCCCACUUAAAAGUGGACCAAACAGCAGCACAUAGUAAGAAUGAGGGCUCAGCGUCCACCAUGAUGACCAGGAAGAAGCCAGCUGCAGUGGACAGUGUUGCAAUCCCACCAGCCCCAGUGUUAUCUCUCCUUGCUGCAUCUGCAGCAACAUCAGAUGCAGCCAGCUCCUCCCUGAAGAAGCGAUUCAAGCGGCGGGAGAUCGAAGCCAUCCAGUGCGAGGUGCGGAAGAUGUGCAACUACACCAAGAUUCUGUCCACCAAGAAGAACCUGGACCACGUGAACAAGAUCCUGAAGGCCAAGCGGCUGCAGAGACAAUCAAAGACAGGCAACAACUUCGUCAAGAAGAGGAGAGGGCGUCCCCGGAAGCAGCCCACGCAGUUCGAUGAGGACUCCAGAGACCAAAUGCCGGUGCUGGAAAAAUGCAUCGACCUUCCCAGCAAAAGGGGUCAGAAGCCGAGCCUGAGCCCGCUCGUCUUGGAGCCGGCCGCCAGCCAAGACACCAUCAUGGCCACCAUCGAGGCGGUCAUCCACAUGGCCCGGGAGGCGCCUCCCCUGCCACCGCCGCCGCCCCCGCCCCUCCCGCCGCCGCCGCCGCCGCCGCCGCCACCCCCGCCGCCCCCUCUGCCCAAGACCCCCAGAGGAGGCGGGAAGAGGAAACACAAACCCCAGCCUGCGGCCCAGCCCCCGCAGCAGCCGCCCACGCAGCAGCCCCUUCCCCAGGAAGAGGAGGUGAAGGCCAAAAGGCAGAGGAAGUCGCGAGGGAGUGAGAGCGAUGUCCUUCCCUAGGGUGGGCCUGGGCGUCAGAACCUGGGGCUGGGGAGACUGACGCGUUGGAAGUGCAGUGAGCCGGGGCUGGGUCCGAAUGCCCUUCUCUCCCGACGCUGGGCAGGCAGACUCGGGCCAGAUGACGGGGUUGAGCCUUCAGGAGCUCUUGGGAAAGCAAAGCAGGGGAACGUCUUCAAAAGAAGUGUGUCUGUGCUUUACAGCAGUUCCCGGCCAAGGGGCACUUCAGUAUGGCUAGAUCCUUGACAGGCAGCACGAGACCCAUCAGGGAGGAGAAGGAUGGUGGUGCUCUCCGACAGCCGCCAGACCUCCCGCAUCCAAGGUGCGCCCUUUGAUUCCGUUGCAUUUGCUGGCCAGGAAAAUUGAAAGGGGAACGCCCUCAAUUAGGAAACAUUCCAAGGGGAGAAAAGCCGCAAAUUUCUCAGCUGGCUUUGUUGUAAGCCACUUUCAUUUAAUUGGUUUUUAUUUCUUUUGGUUUUUCAAGCUCGGCUAGGCUUUGGGGCACCAACAUCACCUUCAGGUGACCUGAAUCUUUAUGUUAACAACACAGUUUCUCAGAGGGACUCAUGUCAUCAGAGGGUGGAAUUGUAGUGAUAGGCAACCUUAGACAUGCAUCCAUAUUCUUCUGUGUGUCUCCUCUAUUACACAUACACUGAUUUUUAGAAUCAUCUGUUCCUACUUUUUCUUUGCCCAUUGUACUUCCAUAUACCUUUUCGUUAACUUACUUGCUGCCUUCUUUAACUUGGUACACACCUAAAUAAUGUAAACCUUACCUGUGUUGUAAUGUUCACCCUUGGCAUGCUGUCCCAAGGAAUUUGGCUUUGAAUUUCAGUCAUUGUGAAACAAAUACUUAGUAUCGAUAGAGCCUUUUAAAAAUAAGUGAUUUAGAGCAGCCGAAGAUACGUUGACCCAGGUGUCAACCAGGUUAUUUUUAUACUUAAAACAUAUCAGCAAAGAAUAGGCAGAAUAAAAUGGUUUUAAUGCCCCAUAGAAAAUGGAAUAGCUGACAAAUCACCAAAAAUUGAAACCCCAGACCCACCAGAAAGACAAGUGUCUAGCAAUGCCUUGGUAUGUGGAUUUUUUUUUUUUUUUUAUACAAGUAACUAUCAAAGGUCAUUGAAAAAAGGGAACAGAAAGACAAUAGAAGUACAUUGUCUCUUUUCAUAAAAGCAAAUGGGAGUAAGUGUUCUUAUCUGGGAAAAAAAAAAAAAGAAAGAAAGAAAAUGCUCAAAGGGUGUCACCACUCCAAUAGUAUCACGCCACCUUGGACAAAGUAUCCAAGUUGUGGUUGCCUUAAUAAACUGAAACAUUUUGUACAUAAUGUAAUUAUAAAUCUAUCAGUCUGCAUGGAUGCAAACUGUGUGUGACAAAUCGUCUUUUAAAUGGUCAGUUUCGACUGUACAUUUCUCAUCCAAGUUGUACUCUAGCCAUUGGUUUAGCGUGGACAGAUAUUCCGUCUCUAUUAUCCACCUCCACAGCCCAAGUUAAACAUGUUAAGAAACUCAGAAUGAAUAUGAAGUCAUUCCAUUGCCAUAGAUGUUUUCUAAAAGUCAGAUGUGGAAAUUUCAAAGUAUUUUCAAUUUCCUCCCUCACUCCUCCCCUUACCUUUCCUAAGACAUCAAAUACCUGGUAUGAUAGAUUAUAAAAAGAGAGACACUGGGAGACAGAAUUAAAUUUUCUAAUGGGAAUUAGAAUAUCUGGUUUACCUCCAAAUUAAGUUUCUUUACAGGAAGUUGCAAAUGGCAGGAAAUCAUAUUAUUACUUCAGAACACAACAUUAUUUCCUUAGAGAAAGAAGGAUUUUUGUUGGGAACGUAGGAGAAUAAGGGAUGGGUUAUCUAUGGGAGUAAACUUUAAAAUCCCAAGUUAAUAUGCUUGCAAACAUCAGUGCUCUGUCAUGGCACCACCAGUUGGUUGAAAUUACCCACAGAGUCAUCCUGUUCUGCACUGUCACCACAGACUUCACAUCAUGUGCUGCCACUAGGUCAGUUGCAUUUAAUCCCAGCAAUAUGUAAGUUUAAAGGAGUGCAUUCUCCUGUUCUUCAAAGCUUAUAUCAUAGAUACUCAGUUUGUGACCUAGGUUGACCUUUGGCAUUUCAUACAGGUUGAACAGCAAAAUCAAACCAACCACUUUCAAUUUGUCAUUCCCAAGCCAUGUCUGAGUGGUUCCAAAGUCACUCAAGAGGAAGGUUUAAGUUAGCCCCACGCACCCCACCAUUGCUAUGAAAGAGCAACCAUUUUCAUUCCAAUUAGGCCAUAAAGUGGUUUCUCCCUUGUUGGAUUUUGAAAAUAAUUGAUUUCAUUCUUUCUUUUGCCCCUCUUCCUUCCAGUGUUGUACUCUUUCCCCACCCAAAUCUGUGAGCAGACUAAAUCUUCCUGCAGAGGGGAAUAAGCUGGCACUCUCUAAGCUUCUUAAGGAAGGACCUAAAGCUUAAUUGGCAUUAACCUCUAGUAGGUGAGAAAUUUCAAAUAACUCUAGGAUACAUUAGAAUUUCCAAACCAGCGAAAGGUAUUCCAGGAGAGAUACAGCAGACUUGCACCUUAUACAUAAAUUCAGUUCUACAGUUGUCAUGUGAGUCAAAUGCAAAUCCUCUACAUUUAUGAUCCUAAGGAUAGAUUGGAAAACUGCAGAGGAGCAAAACUGAGACAGGCUAACCCGCUGUUUGGAGGUGGAAGCAAGUCCAGUCACCUGCAGGGCUUCCCCUCUUUCCCAUCAAGCUCCUCCCUCAGUAUCACAUUACUUUUAUUUUUUCUUUUGCUUUCCAUUAACCUAACCCAUCUUAUUAGUAUGACCAUUUCCUCAUUUUCCAACUACCCACUUUGCAUUAGCCUCUCCUCUCCUGUCCAGACUCAACAUUGGGCCAGUCUCGUUUCACAUCUGGCUGGUUGCAGAACAAGGAUGAGAACCCAGGUCUCCUGAUCCACGUUGUGGAGGUCUCUAGCCACCCAACGCUGCCUUCUGUGGCUGCAUAUUUAUUUAGAGAAAAUGUCAUUUGGGAUGCAUGAAGCUCCAUAAACAGAUCCAAAAGUAUUUCAUAAUAAGAGAAAUUCCUUCGUUUUCUUUUCUGUUUCCUGGAAUACUUGCCUUCAGCAAGCAGGCAUGAACCCACUUAUAGGGAAUCUGAUUAGGGGUGAGCAAAGAAUGAAAUCUGUAUAAAAACCACCUUGAAGGUGAUGAUGGGUCUCUGAUCCACCUUCCUAAGUGGCUGGGGAGCCACUUGCUUUUCAGCCCCUCAUCUCAAACGAGAGGAACAGAGUUUAACUUCCUCUAACAGCACUGCUCCGGCAACAGCCCGAGGAAGACGGGUCAAAGGAAAGGAGGGCGUGUCUGGGCUGGCUCGUGACCUGGCAGGCCUGGGACUCAACAGCCACUGACAGCCCCGACUAGGUGACUGAGGGCCGACAGGUUUAGCCUGUUAACUUGGCUGCUGUCCGGAGUGGGAGGCCACGGUCGACGGCAGUCGGAGUUUGUGUUCUGGGCAUUGCUGGGUCUAUAAAUAUGAUAAGCAAGUGGUGACAGAAUUAUAGUAUAAGGUGAUGUACUACAUGGAGAUCAUAAAGGAUUUGGUUUUAGGACUUAAGUAGAAAAUCCCACUCCUACAGCUUAUUACCCGACAAUAUUCAGAUAAUGAGCUUUUGGAGAAUAUUUUUUCCCUACCACUAGGAAGAUUUACCUGGGAACUGUCUAAAGUCUAUACAUAUAUUUCCAAAGCCUUUAAAUGCCAACUGUAGCAUGGAGAGGGGGGGUGGGUGGCAGAAGCCGAAAUGCCUCAAAAGCCAUUUAAGUGUUACAUUGCAGGAUUUUCAGUCCUUCACAUUAUGUAAAAGUAGAUAAAUAUAGACAUUAUUCUCAACACUACCCUAUAGUAUCACAAUGGUCCACAUGCCAGAGCUUACAGAUAAUGUCAUCACAGUGCCUAGAAACUCGAACUGUAAUAUACCGUAGCAUUUUCUUGGAGUUUUUUAAAGUUUCUUUCCACGAUACCAGGCUCUCCCUGCCUCUUGUUUCUUGGAGGGUUUGCCCUACUGAUGAGUCUGCCUCCCUUCUUGGACUCAGUCACUUGGGGAACAGUCUUAGAAGCACAUAUCAACCAAGGAAGAAACUUCCUGGAUAUCUCUUGCCCACUUGCCCAGGUAUAAUAAACACUAAAGGGGGGAAAAUUGAAAAGAGCUGCCACUGGUCAACACAGAAGGGCAGUUCCAGCUUAGGUUGGUGUCUUUCUUUUUCUUCCUUUUUUAAAAAAAAUCUAUUUCUUAAAUAAUAAAUGCACAUGAUGUGUUAAAUAUGUAUAUAUAUAUUUCAAAAGAAAAAAAUGGGGCACAAGAUUGUCUUACAAGUCGUGCUGGCUAAUUUUUAGUUUGUAUUCAUAAGUGGUUUUUAAAAGCCUUUUUUAAAGUGUAAUUUGCAUGUUCUACUUUGAUUGUAUGUAAACAUAUUUUAGAACAAAAAAUGUAUUUGUAUUUUAUUGAAUAUAGAGGCAAGAAAAAUUGUACAUUGUUUGAAAUGUUCUUUUUGUAACAGUUUUUAUUCAUAAAGCAUUUUUGUACAUUUAAAAUGAACAUGGACUUGCUGUUAUUUGAGGCGUAGAUACAUCUGGCAUGCUUUACUGUCAUGCUCCUCCAUGGUCUUAGAUGUUGGGUUUUAAACAUUUUUUCUAAAAGAAAGCUCAGUCUUUUUCGCUACCAGAUCAGGUUAGCACAGUAUAGAGCACUUAACUAUUAAAAAAAAAAGUUAAUCCUAUUCAUAUGUUAUUCAUUGUGUGAAA
Molecule: messenger RNA, 10004 nt
Organism: Balaenoptera ricei (Rice's whale)
Lineage: Eukaryota; Metazoa; Chordata; Mammalia; Artiodactyla; Balaenopteridae
Gene: SETBP1
Product: SET binding protein 1
Exons: 7
Coding region: 338-5242 (1634 amino acids)
Molecular function (GO): DNA binding
Source: RefSeq, a predicted model, not a curated record